CAUCAUCUUCCCCAAUCACUUACACUUGUGAUUUUCUAUCAACCAUUCCUUCAAUCAGGUGAAAUAUGAUUUCUCGAAGCGAAGAAGGAGAAGGAAAUUCAAAACGAAAAUGGUCCUUACAAGACUUCGAGAUCGGUAAACCCCUCGGCAAGGGCAAAUUCGGUAGGGUCUAUCUCGCCAGAGAAGUCAAGAGCAAAUACAUUGUGGCAUUGAAAAUCAUAUUCAAGGAACAAUUAGAAAAAUACAGGAUCCACCAUCAGUUGAGGAGAGAAAUGGAAAUUCAAACCAGUCUUCGCCACCCCAAUAUACUGCGGCUUUACGGCUGGUUUCAUGAUAGUGAACGUAUUUUCUUGAUUCUUGAGUAUGCUUAUGGGGGUGAGCUUUAUAACGAGCUUAGAAAACAUGGUCAUUUCAGUGAGGAACAAGCUGCUACAUACAUUGCUAGUUUGACAACAGCGUUGGCAUAUUGUCAUGAGAAACAUGUAAUUCAUAGAGAUAUCAAACCAGAAAAUUUGCUGCUUGAUCAUGAGGGUCGGUUGAAGAUUGCAGAUUUUGGAUGGUCGGUACAAUCCAGAAGCAAGAGACACACAAUGUGUGGAACUCUGGACUAUUUGGCACCAGAAAUGGUGGAAAAUAAAGCUCAUGAUUAUGCAGUGGAUAACUGGACUUUGGGUAUUCUUUGUUAUGAGUUCCUCUAUGGUGCUCCCCCAUUUGAGUCCGAGAGUCAAAGCGAUACAUUCAAAAGGAUUAUGAAGGUUGACCUAAGCUUCCCAUCCACUCCUAAUGUCUCAAUGGAGGCUAGAAAUCUCAUCAGCCGGCUUCUUGUUAAGGACUCCUCAAAACGGCUCUCUCUUCAGAAGAUCAUGGAGCACCCUUGGAUUAUUAAGAAUGCGAACCCUACGGGUACUUGCAAAAAAUAGAACUUGUAGUAUUUUUAGAUUCAAUGUUGUAAAAGCUGUUAACAGAUUGCAAUUCAGCUGUGAAUGUAUUGUUCAAACUGGGAUGAUAAUCAUCACUUUAUUCUCUUUUGUGAUGAAUUAAGCUCUACUUUUGUCCA
This is a messenger RNA of Gossypium raimondii (Peruvian cotton), 1057 nucleotides long. Its product is annotated as serine/threonine-protein kinase Aurora-3. Gene Ontology annotation, molecular function: protein kinase activity; ATP binding. The transcript has 6 exons. Bases 66 to 920 code for a protein of 284 amino acids. Lineage: Eukaryota; Viridiplantae; Streptophyta; Magnoliopsida; Malvales; Malvaceae. The record is from RefSeq and is a predicted model, not a curated record. Gene Ontology annotation, biological process: regulation of cytokinesis; mitotic spindle organization; protein phosphorylation. Gene Ontology annotation, cellular component: chromosome passenger complex; spindle pole centrosome; spindle microtubule.